Messenger RNA from Olea europaea var. sylvestris, 1282 nucleotides. Its product is annotated as secoisolariciresinol dehydrogenase-like. Lineage: Eukaryota; Viridiplantae; Streptophyta; Magnoliopsida; Lamiales; Oleaceae. Gene Ontology annotation, molecular function: oxidoreductase activity, acting on the CH-OH group of donors, NAD or NADP as acceptor. The record is from RefSeq and is a predicted model, not a curated record. The transcript has 2 exons. The coding region runs from base 278 to 1069 and encodes 263 amino acids.
UAGGAAAAAAUGACUAAUUGCGUUGGAUAUGACAAGGAAAGAGAUAACAAUUAUCCUAAAAAUCAGGAGUUUAUUAAGAAAUAAAUGCCUAAUUGAGUUGGAAAUUACUUCGAAAGAGAGAAUAGUCCUCUAGAAAAUCAGAUUAGUUAAAAAUAAAUGCCAACUUGCGUGUGAACGUCUUUAUUAUCUCUACGAUUAGCAUUAUAAAAGACGUUUAAAAGUGCAGAGAAACACCAAUUCACAUUCGCAGCAAAGAAGCUCUGUGGGAAGUUCAUCAAUGGCUUCAACUUUGAUUAGAAGGCUGGAAGGGAAGGUAGCAUUAAUCACCGGUGCUGCUACUGGAAUCGGCGAGGCGACUGCCAGACUGUUCGCCAAACAUGGUGCUAAAGUUCUGGUUGCAGACGUCAAUGAUGAAUUGGGAGAGAAAGUAUGCAAGGAAUUGGGAAAAUCAUCAGCCUCUUUUGUCCACUGUGAUGUAACUAAAGAAUCCGAUGUAGAAACUGCAGUUGACACGGCUGUUGCCAAAUUUGGGAAAUUAGACAUUCUGCACAAUAAUGCUGGUAUUGGGGGGAUACCAAAUCCAAGCAUUCUUGAAAUCGAAAAAUCAGAGUUCGAAAAGAUUAUUAAUGUAAACCUUGUAGGUGCGUUCUUGGGUGCUAAACACGCUGCUCGGGUAAUGAUCCCGAAUCGCAGUGGGAACAUAAUCACGACAGCGAGUACUUGUUCGAAAAUAGGCGGUGGUUCUUCACACAAUUAUGUAAGUUCAAAACAUGGGGUGGUAGGACUCACGAAGAAUUUGGCUGUGGAGCUUGGAAAAUAUGGUAUUCGCGUAAAUUGUGUGUCACCACACGUAGUUCCUACACGACAGUCGAAGGAUUUCUACAAAAUGGAUGAUGAGGGAUUCGGCAAUGUAUAUUCUAUCCUCAAAGGUGUUCUACUUAAGCCAGAGGAUGUGGCUGAAGCUGUUCUGUUCUUGGCUAGUGAUGAGUCGAAGUGUGUUCAUGGACACAACCUUUUUGUUGAUGGGGGGGUCACAAUUGCGAAUUCCAAGUUUUCCAUGUUUGAGUAAUAUCAUGUUUAAUCAACCUGUUUCUCUUGUUUCUCUUGAUUAACAUAUAGCAAAUGACAGAUACGGUGGAAUAUAAUAGAGCAAUUUUCAUAUUCAAUCAUAUUAAAUACAUCUGAUCAGAAGUUUCUCGUUCUAGUCAUAAAGUUCAUCAUUGUAUCUAUGAUCACUGUAAUUUCUUAUGCUGAUAUUGAUUCAUUUUUCCUUUCUUGUUCU